AAUCAAGACAACCGAUCUCCAUURACCCAUUCUAGCAACGACGCGCUUGCMAAAGUAUUAUGAUCGGGAAAAAUCGUUCUCUCGCCGCGCUAUUUGUUGCCUUGCAAACCGCCUCGACCACGGAUGCGUUCACCCCUCGGGCUUUGUCGUYAGCAUCUCCGUCAACUUCUGGGWUUUCUGCUCUGCAACCGUCGACUGUUCGACUCUUCUCGUCCCUAGACGAUGACGAACUCUACAAGAUGCUUGGAAAGCGAAGCGGGAUCCGAAGGAAAAGCAAGGAGGAACUCCCUAGCGAGGAUGCUGUUGAUGACGACGAUUUUGCAAACGACCUCCUUGAUGAUUUCGACCUGGACUCGGACUUCGUUCCCGAUUUCAAAACAACUCGAAAGAAGCGAAAGCCUAAAAAGAAGGACAAGGACGAAGACAAUGAUAAGCCAACAAGCAGCAGGAAUGACGAUGCGGGAUUCGAUUAUCUCGCCGACUAUGACGACGAGAAUGAUCUUCAUAUACCCAAUCGUCUCGGUGUAUCAACGAGAUGCUGGGGAGAACAAAAGGAAGGUUUUGUCCCAUCGGGUAAGCUAAAGAAGAAACAGCUUCGCGAAGGAAAAUUUGUUCCGGGUGAUUUGCAGGUUGCAUACAACAAGCUGUUAGAGGAGGGAAUUUUCCUCUUUGAAACAUCGCCUGCCUACGGAAAAAGUAUGGCAAAAAUGGAUCUGUCAUCCGAAGCAAUUCUUUCGAAAUUGAUCAAAGAAAACCAAGAAAGCGAAAUUCCUCCAUUGCUAGUUUCUACAUACGACAAUCAGAUAUGGGAGCGUACCAAAGGUGGAUUGAUUUCGGGACUAUCGGCGUCCUGCGAAACACUCGACCAGCCAGUAGUUGAUGUUUAUCAAGCCAAAAACAUCGGAUGGUUGCCAUCUGGUGGUAUUAUCAAGGGGAUGGCAGAUGCAGUCAUAGACGAAGGAACAGCAAACUUUGUUGGUGUUCAAAAUGUGUCCCCACUUCGAAUGCGUCGUUUGAACCAAAAACUGGAUUCAGUUGGRUUGUCGAUCACCACUAAUUGCUUCGAAUUUUCUUUGACUAACCGAAAAAAAGAGAAAUGGAUCGAAUCUUGCAAAGCACAGGGAGUAGUUCCACURAUCCGAAAUCCUGAWGGAUCUGGAUUGGCAUCCGCGCAGUACACCGCAUCAAAUCCAUCUGGUGGAGUGGCAUCGGCCGGGUCAAAAUAUUCGUUCAAAACUUUAGAAAAAUAUCAACCACUUCACAGUAUGCUAGAGAGCGUCGCGGAACGAGUAAGGACGAGAUUGCUCCGCGAGGGACGGAAACUAAAGGGUCGGACGAAGGGACCCGAGGUCAGUGCUGUCGUUGUGUGGAUUAUCUUCUGGAUUUAUGUUUUUUUUUAGAUUCUAUCUCACGAAAUUAUUUCAAUUUUUAAUSGCGCAAUAGAAAAAGGUGAACACAGAUAUUACAACAGCUCAAGUUGCACUGAACUACGUAGUUGCUAAAGGGGCAGUUCCGUUGGCGGAAGUUAAUAGCCCGAAAGAUGCCGAGCAAUUGGCUGGUUGUGUUGGCUGGUCACUUACCGACGAAGAGGUAUCCAUGUUGGAGUCAGCAGCAGAGUUGUGUUCUUGAGUCCAGAAAAUUAUAAUUAAGAUAUAAUUAAAUU
Pseudo-nitzschia multistriata is the source of this 1663-nucleotide messenger RNA. NCBI's taxonomy places the organism in Eukaryota, Bacillariophyta, Bacillariophyceae, Bacillariales, Bacillariaceae. The record is from the annotation of a GenBank genome assembly.